GCAUCUCAAGCGCAAACAUCUCAAGCGAUCCCAAGUCGUGUGUGAAAAUCAGUAACCAAAGAGCAUAUAUAUCUAAAGAUAUCGAAAUUAGAAAAAAUGGUGAAAAGUGAAAUGGAAUUCAAGAGCAACUUCUCCAUCGAUGCCAUCUUGGCCAAGAAACCCAACAACCCCACAACACAACCCAUCAAAACCGAACCGGUCCAUCAACAUCAACAUCAUCAUCAGUAUGUGCAUCCGUACUCCAAUUCCGAUGGCGAACUCUCGGCUUCGGAGGAUUUCGAUAGCCCCAGCAGAACCAGCACACCCAUGAGCAGUGCCGCCGAGAGUCUGUCAUCGCAAAACAAUGACAAACUCGAUGUGGAGUUCGACGAUGAGCUGGAGGAUCAACUGGACGAGGACCAGGAGAGCGAGGAUGGCAAUCCCAGCAAGAAACAGAAAAUGUCCGCCGGCAGCGAUGCCAAGAAACCACCAUACAGCUACAACGCCCUCAUCAUGAUGGCCAUCCAGGAUAGUCCCGAGCAGCGGCUGACUUUGAAUGGCAUCUAUCAGUAUCUGAUCAAUAGAUUCCCCUACUUCAAGGCCAACAAGCGGGGCUGGCAGAACUCCAUACGCCACAAUCUCAGCCUGAACAAGUGCUUCACCAAGAUUCCCCGCAGCUACGAUGAUCCCGGCAAGGGCAACUACUGGAUCCUGGACCCCUCGGCCGAGGAGGUUUUCAUUGGCGAGACCACCGGCAAGCUGAGGCGCAAGAAUCCCGGCGCCAGUCGCACUCGCCUCGCCGCCUAUCGUCAGGCCAUAUUCUCGCCCAUGAUGGCCGCUUCCCCAUACGGAGCACCUGCACCCAACUACGGAUAUCCGGCAGUGCCAUUCGCCGCCGCUGCCGCCGCCGCCCUGUACCAGCGCAUGAAUCCCGCCGCCUAUCAGGCCGCCUAUCAGCAGCAGAUGCAGUACCAGCAGGCGCCCCAGGCCCAUCAUCAUCAGGCGCCCCAUCCCGCCCAGAUGCAGGCCUAUCCGCCGCAGCUGAACGCCGAGCUGUUCCAGCGCAUGCAGUUCUUUGGCAAGUUCCCAUCCAGCUAAAUGUUGGCAGUCGGCGCAGCACCAAGCCCAGCGCUUUGGAUCAACCCAAAAAACAAAACCCAGGAACAAAAGGGUCGCUUGGGGCAGAAGCUAGGAAUCGCAGGACUUCCUGCUCGCUUGCCCCUCGUGGAAAAAAACCCGUGACGUCUAAAUGCUGCAUUUAGCAAAAUUCCUUUGGUCAGCAGCGCAUUGACCGCUUCGCUUCUUCAGCGGGUCCUUCGAAUCGACUUGGAAAGUCGAUGGUUACGGCAAUGAAAUGCAGCAGCCAAAUCUUCAGGACUGCUGAUCCCGAAAAUGAAGGAGUAUUCUUGCCAGCCGAGGGCCCUUGUAGUUUGCUCACCAAAUUUUGUACAUAUUUAAAUAAGAAA
Messenger RNA from Drosophila santomea, 1445 nucleotides. RefSeq names its product fork head domain transcription factor slp1 (gene slp1). Gene Ontology annotation, molecular function: sequence-specific double-stranded DNA binding; DNA-binding transcription factor activity. Gene Ontology annotation, cellular component: nucleus. The transcript has a single exon. Gene Ontology annotation, biological process: regulation of transcription by RNA polymerase II. Lineage: Eukaryota; Metazoa; Arthropoda; Insecta; Diptera; Drosophilidae. The record is from RefSeq and is a predicted model, not a curated record. The coding region runs from base 97 to 1077 and encodes 326 amino acids.